Molecule: messenger RNA, 1332 nt
Organism: Cynocephalus volans (Philippine flying lemur)
Lineage: Eukaryota; Metazoa; Chordata; Mammalia; Dermoptera; Cynocephalidae
Gene: ENPP6
Product: ectonucleotide pyrophosphatase/phosphodiesterase 6
Exons: 8
Coding region: 10-1332 (440 amino acids)
Biological process (GO): choline metabolic process; lipid metabolic process
Cellular component (GO): plasma membrane
Molecular function (GO): glycerophosphodiester phosphodiesterase activity
Source: RefSeq, a predicted model, not a curated record
CCUGGCAGCAUGGCAGCGAAGCUGGGGGCUCUCCUGCUGGUCCUUGUGCUUGGCCUGGCUCAGCCAGCCUCUGCCCGCCGGAAGCUCCUGGUGUUUCUGCUGGAUGGUUUUCGCUCAGACUACAUCAGUGAUGAGGCCCUGGAGUCGUUGCCUGGUUUCAAAGAGAUUGUGAACAGGGGAGUAAAAGUGGAUUACCUGACCCCAGACUUCCCUAGUCUCUCGUAUCCCAAUUACUAUACCCUAAUGACUGGCCGCCACUGUGAGGUUCAUCAGAUGAUUGGGAACUAUAUGUGGGACCCCAGCACCAACAAGUCCUUUGAUAUCGGUGUCAACAGAGACAGCCUGAUGCCUCUCUGGUGGAAUGGAUCAGAACCUCUGUGGGUCACGCUGACCAAGGCCAAAAGAAGAGUCUACAUGUACUACUGGCCAGGCUGUGAGGUUGAGAUUCUUGGUGUCAGACCCACUUACUGCCUAGAAUAUAAAAAUGUCCCAACGGAUAUCAAUUUUGCCAACGCUGUCAGUGAUGCCCUUGACUCAUUCAAGAGUGGCCAGGCUGACCUGGCGGCCAUAUACCAUGAGCGCAUCGAUGUGGAAGGCCACCACUAUGGCCCUUCAUCACCUCAGAGAAAAGACGCCCUGAAGGCUGUGGACACCGUCCUGAAGUACAUGACCAAGUGGAUCCAGGAGCGGGGCCUGCAGGAUGACCUGAACGUCCUCCUUUUCUCCGAUCAUGGGAUGACUGACAUUUUCUGGAUGGACAAAGUGAUCGAGCUAAAUGCAUACAUCAGCCUGAAUGACGUGCAGCAAGUGAAGGACCGGGGGCCUGUUGUGAGCCUCUGGCCAGCCCCUGGCAGACACUCCGAGAUAUAUAACAAACUGAGCAUAGUGGAACACAUGACUGUCUACGAGAAAGAAGCCAUACCAAGCAGGUUCUAUUACAAGAAAGGGAAAUUCGUCUCUCCUUUGACUUUAGUGGCCGAUGAAGGAUGGUUCAUAACUGAGAGUCGAGAGACGCUUCCAUUCUGGAUGAACAGCACCGGCAGGAGGGAAGGCUGGCAACGUGGGUGGCAUGGAUAUGACAACGAGCUCAUGGACAUGAGGGGCAUCUUCCUGGCCUUUGGACCUGAUUUCAAAUGCAACUUCAGAGCCGCUCCCAUCAGGUCGGUGGAUGUCUACAACAUUAUGUGCAAUGUGGCCGGCAUCACCCCGCUGCCCAACAAUGGGUCCUGGUCCCGGGUGGUGUGCAUGCUGAAGGGCCAGGCCAGCAUGGCACCAACCAUACAGCUUGGCCGCUGUGCUCUGGCUUUGACCCUCCUCCUACUGUUUGCGUGA